AUGGCAGCACAGUCCACCUUACGACAGCCUGAAGAUCCGCUGUUUAUCCUAUAUCAGCACUAUGUCACUCUCCUAAAAUUGCGGUUCCAAAAAUCGUCGCGGCGAACACGAAUCCUUGCAACUGUCACUUUGCUCCUCGCGAUCAUUGGUACUGGCUAUGGAGGAUAUAACUGGUGGCGGGAAGGCUCCAAAGAACGGCAGCAGGGUAGAAGACUACUACGGAAGAACUCUGGUAUCCUGAGAAAGGAUGGUACAAGAAUUAUCUAUGUUCCAUCCAAAUCGUCCCUGUCAUCGUCCGAGAGCUCACGGGUCACAAUACACCCCACCAAGUCAACAACAUUCGAUGCCCAUCGACGACUAUUCUUGAACACGCAUCGGUCUGCCGGCGCAUCGCUGAUCCCACCUCCGACUACAAAGCCUGGGCUUAAUCUUGCAUUCCUACAUCAACUCUUCAGCUUGUUAAGCAUUAUGAUCCCGAGAUGGAACUCCAAAGAAACCGGCUUUCUGAUCAGCCAUGGCGUUUUCCUCAUGCUAAGAACGUAUUUAUCUCUGGUUGUCGCGCGGCUGGACGGAGAAAUUGUCAGAGACCUGGUUGCAGGAAAAGGUCGGGCGUUUAUUUGGGGAAUCACAAAAUGGUGUGGAAUUGGCACCUUUGCAUCGUACACCAACGCGAUGAUAAAGUUCCUUCAGUCCAAGGUGUCAAUCGCAUUCCGUACCCGUCUCACGCGCUAUAUCCAUGACCUUUAUCUAAAUGACAACUUGAACUACUACAAAUUGUCCAAUCUCGAUGGAGGUGUUGGUCAAGGAGCGGAUCAGUUCAUUACCCAGGACCUCACUUUAUUCUGCAGUGCUGUGGCCUCUUUAUAUUCGUCUAUAGGUAAGCCAUUUGUUGAUCUUAUCGUUUUCACUUACCAGCUCUACCGUUCCUUGGGUCCUAUCGCCUUUGCUGCCAUAAUAAGCGGCUACUCUGGAACCGCUAGCCUUCUCCGCCGUCUUUCACCACCUUUCGGAAAAUUAAAAUCUGUAGAAGGAAAGAAAGAAGGUGAUUUUAGAAGCCUACACUCAAGGAUCCUGGCAAAUGCAGAGGAAAUUGCGUUUUAUGGCGGUGCCGACAUGGAAAGAGUGUUCCUAUCAAAAAGUUUUCGAGACUUGCAGAAAUGGAUGGAAGGCAUAUAUGGGUUGAAAAUUCGUUAUAAUAUGUUUGAAGAUAUUGUUUUGAAGUAUUCCUGGUCAGCCAUGGGGUACCUUAUUACGUCUCUGCCAAUUUUCCUGCCUGCUUGGGGUGGACUUGGUGGAAUGUUGGAGAUGGCAAGCACUGAUACAAGUUCGAAUCGCGAAAGGGGCCGCAUGAAAGAUUUCAUCACCAACAAGAGACUUAUGCUUUCUCUGGCCGAUGCUGGCGGACGAAUGAUGUACAGUAUCAAAGAUCUCGCUGAGCUUGCCGGCUAUACCUCUCGAGUGUAUACACUCAUAUCGACGUUGCAUCGUGUGCAUGCAAACGCAUACUAUCAAGGUCGUGACGUCCAGCCGGAAUUAUAUUCCCUUUCCGACGUGCAGGGAACCAUUCAUAGUGGUUUCGAUGGUGUUCGGCUGGAGCAUGUUCCGAUCGUUGCACCGUCCUUGUUCCCCAUGGGUGGCGACGGCCUCAUCGACUCCCUGUCCUUUAUCGUUCACUCUGGUGAGCACUUACUUAUUUCCGGACCCAACGGCGUUGGCAAAUCGGCCAUAUCCCGUGUUGUUGCAGGUUUAUGGCCUGUCUACCGCGGCCUGGUCAGCCGUCCUCGAACUUUUGGCACAGAUGGAAUUAUGUUCCUUCCGCAGCGCCCAUAUCUCAGCAUCGGUACCUUACGUGACCAAGUAAUAUACCCCCAUCGUGAGAUGGAUAUGAGGGACGGUGGGCGCACAGAUGCAGAGCUUCAGCAAAUCCUUGAGGCUGUGCAUCUAGGAUAUCUGCCUGAGCGAGAAGGAGGGUGGGACUGCAGGAAAGAAUGGAAGGAUGUGCUUAGCGGUGGAGAAAAGCAGAGAAUGGCUGUCGCGCGACUGUUCUACCACGAACCCCGGUAUGCUUUCGUCGACGAAGGUACAUCUGCCGUGUCGUCGGACGUCGAAGGCCUUCUCUAUGAACGCUCCAAGGAGCGGGGUAUCACCUUGAUAACCAUAUCCACUCGUGCUUCUCUUAAACGCUAUCAUACAUUCAAUCUGACUCUUGGGCUGGGUUCCGAGGGCGACAGCUGGGAAAUCGAUCGUAUUGGGACUGAGAAGGAGAAGAUGGGUGUUGAGAAAGAGCUGCAGGAGCUUAGAAAACGGCUAGCGAACGUGGAGGCACUGAAGCAACGUCGCGAAGAGAUUGAGAACGAAUUACAAAACGUAUGGGCUGAUGACGGCAGCCACUUAGAUCCUCCGCCAUACGAAGAGGCAAUAGCCGAUGAAGUCUUAAGGGAUAUCCCAGUCGAGCAGUAG
Molecule: messenger RNA, 2460 nt
Organism: Ophidiomyces ophidiicola
Lineage: Eukaryota; Fungi; Ascomycota; Eurotiomycetes; Onygenales; Onygenaceae
Gene: PXA1
Product: ATP-binding cassette long-chain fatty acid transporter pxa1
Exons: 1
Coding region: 1-2460 (819 amino acids)
Biological process (GO): peroxisome organization; very long-chain fatty acid catabolic process; fatty acid beta-oxidation
Cellular component (GO): peroxisomal membrane
Molecular function (GO): long-chain fatty acid transmembrane transporter activity; ATP binding; ATP hydrolysis activity
Source: RefSeq, a predicted model, not a curated record